UACUGAAUUAAAGAGUAAUAUCCAAUUUUAAUUUUUCUUUGCAUGUUCUUAUGUUUUUAAUUUUAUUUUCUUGCCAACCCAGUUGUACAAUUUUCUUUAGUUACCUAUAUAAUUUAAGGUUUUUUUUAAUUUUGUUUUAAGAAAUGUCUGUGGUGUUAGUAACGAUACAAAAUAACAACUAUUUGAAAAAUAAUAUAUAUUAUUAACUAUAUAUACCUAAUUUUAUUAAUUCGUUUGAAUACUUUAUUUUUAAACUAAAAUACUGUUUGAUAAAUGCUUAAUCUAUCAACAAAUUAAAUAGUUACUUUUUAUAGCAAUAUUAUUUUAAGUAACCCAAAAUUAAUUGUUGAACUGGAAUUAUUUUAACACAUGGUAUACGACCACAUUCUUCUUCUUCUUUUUUAUCACAAGUCUUUAAAAAUGUACGUACAUUUUCCCAAUGUGAACUAAUUUUAGCUAAUAUAAUUUAUUUAAUCUACUGAACUUCAUGUGUGAACAAAUUAUUUAAAACUUGUGUUAACAUUUUUUGAACUGAUACGAUUAUUUUAGUUGCUUAUAACAUAUUUAUUGUAUGAUCUGACAGAAAUUAUCUUAAUAAUAAUCAAACUGAACUUUUUUAUUAUAAAAUUAUACUUAGUGUUGAUAAAACAACAUUGCAAGUAUAAUAUUAUGCUAUGCCAUAUGUUUUUAACCUUUGAUUGAUUCAAGGUUAAAAACCAUUGUGCUACUCAUUUUGAAAUAAUUGUAUUCAACUAUGUUGUAAAUUGACUUGUGUAUAAAAGUUUCAUCAUUAUUUGUAACAUCUUAAAACUGUGUUAGCAUUAUGGUAAUUUAUUAUAAAUUAUAACUAAUAUAAAUAAAAUGUGCUUUUUUUUCUUUCCUCAUACAUACAUUUUUUUAGUUUUUCUUUGGGUUAUUUUUAUCUAAAACAAUUCAAGUAUAGAAAAGAUCAUUGUGUACAACAUAAAAAAAAAAUGUAAUUAGAUAUAAUAACAGUAUGGUCUAUGGAAACAUAAACUGCAAUUAAUGUCAAUGAAUAAUAACAAAUAUGCUUAAGAAUUAAUGAAUAUUGAUACUUACUAAAAUAAAAAUGGAAAGAAUCCAGGAACAACUUAAUAUUAUGCAUAUCGACGAUAAUCAAACAUCAUAUGCAGACUCCUCCUGUUGCACGGACCGCGCGUGUUACAUCAUAGGAAGAGGAUCACGACCAUUAGAAAGUGAAAUCAACGUACCUACGCGCAGUGACUGAAUACACCGUGACGAGUCUACAGCCAAUAUAGCAUAUAAUACCGAGUACCACCUGCUAUAACUACCUACCUGUACGCGUUUUAAUAUACCAAACACACGCAGCCACGCAGGGAUUUGGAAUUACCUACAUUUUGAUUCAUACUCGUCGUUGUUUUUGUGCACGGUGAUGCUAUUACUACACUGCUUGGCAUGCUUAGCCGCUGCUACUACGGGUGCGGUGCUACCACCCCCUUGGGCGGACCCGUCUCAAAAUCCGUGUGCCGCUGAACCAUCGGGCGGAUGGCAGUUGCUCUACUGGCCAGACGAUAAGAAGUGCUACCGAAUAUUCCAAAGAGGGUACCCAUGCCCGGAGACGAUGGAAUUGGUGCCGCGACCGGACCGCAAGGGUUCCGCGGAGUGCGCAUGUCCGCCCGGCAGCGUCCGUAGCGCUCGCGACUCUCGUUGCCAUCCGCUAUUCCGGCUCGGUGGUCCCUGCGACGACGGCCAGUACUUCGCACCCGACCUGGACAGGGAUGACCGGGAGAGGUGGGGAAUAUGCGAGGAUCCAUCACCGUGCGCGGAAAAAGACGAACUAUUUUGGCCCAAAGACAAGCGCUGCUAUCGCAAGCACGCCAGAGGACCAUGCACCGAAGGACAGCUAUUGGUGCCCAGCACCAUGAACGAUUUAAUCGGCGACUGUAGAUGUGAAAACGUUCCAGAGCUCGCGACUUACUUUUGGGCACCUGCAGGAACGUGCCACGAACACUACACGAUGGGACCGUGCCAGGAACGCGGGGGAAUAUUCCUGCCAGGAGGCCAGUGCGGAUGCGACCCGUCGCUGCCGCACUUCCACAACGGCACUGGCAAGUGCUACCAACUGGGCGGCAUCGGACCCUGCUCCCCGGGACACCAGUUCCUGGUGCCGGCCGGCGGUUCCAAGGCCGAGUGCACGUGCAAGGAGGGCCACAUAAAGUGGUUCGGGGACGGCGCGUGCUACAGACCGUACACGCGCGGGCCGUGCGCCGCGGGCAACAUGUACAGCGUGAACACGACGGCCACCGGCAUGGCGGUCGGAUGCGUGGACUUGCCGUGCACCGCGGGCAAGCUGUACUUCCCGGGCGGCAAGGGCUGUCACCGGGUGGGCACGCAGGGCCCUUGCCCGUCCGGUCAGAUCGUCCUGUUCCAGGACACGGUCAAGACGUCCAUCGAGGGCGUGUCGUACCUGGGCAUGUGCGGUUGCGCCAACGCGGACGCCGCGGCCGGCACGUUUUACUCGUCGUCGCAGGCGCUCACCUGCAAGCCGCCGGCCGCGGCCAGGAAACUGCAGCAACAGCAGCACGACGCCCGUGGUACAGGCGGCGCAAGCCCGCGGCGGGCGGACGCACUGCUGCAGCCGCAGGACCCGUGCGGCCACCGUCGCGGCACCGUCGCCUGGACCGAUCUGUCGUGCAAGCAGCUGUACCUGCAGGGGCCGUGCGAACCCGGCGAGUGGGUGGUGCCGGACAGGGCCAAGGGCACCAGGAAGGGCAGGGGCUGGAAGAUGGGCAAGUGCGAGUGCCGGCCCGGGUUCACGGCCGUGCCGGUGCCGGGCGACGUCAACAACGCCACGGCGUGCCAGCCGCCGACGGUCACGCUGGCCAAGUUCCUAAACAUGAGCGAAGAGUUCAACCACAAUCACAACCACAACAACAACAACAACAACAACAACAACAACAGCGCCACGACCGACGAACGCGGUGACGGCAACGGCGACGACGACGGCGACGAUAACAAUAACGGUAACAACAACAACGGAGUCCGGACGCGAUGAUUACAAUAUUAUUAUAAUAUAUUAUUGGUCUCUGGAACGAGGCGUGAACUAAAUUAAAUAUCAUAUUAUGUCAAGACUGCAAAAUAUAUUAUUAUUAUAUCAUCCUACAUAUAAUAUAUUAUUUAUAAUAAUGAAUCAUAAAUAUUAUGAUGAAUGUAGCAAGACGUUGAGUCGGAGGACCGAUGACAUUUUUAAGUCGGAAUUUCGGAAAAUCGUCAAACCACUUAGUUUUAACUAACUGUACACCUUGUACGUAUGUUAGUAUUAUUAUAUUAGGUAUUUUUUUUUUUUUAAUUUGUAAACCUAAUUUUUGUAAAUAUAAUCUGCUAUAUAUCUUGACAUUGACCCUCAUAUUACCCCUAUAGCUACGCAUAAAAAACUGUAGCAGUGAUUCUUUAACGGUUUUGAAAAUAUUUUUUUUACAUAGGUACCUGCUUUGAAUUUAUUACAAAUAUUUUCAAGAAAAAAAAACGAUUUUUACAUCUUUUUUAUCGUUAUCA
Myzus persicae (green peach aphid) is the source of this 3537-nucleotide messenger RNA. RefSeq lists its product as uncharacterized. The record is from RefSeq and is a predicted model, not a curated record. The coding region runs from base 1415 to 3037 and encodes 540 amino acids. Lineage: Eukaryota; Metazoa; Arthropoda; Insecta; Hemiptera; Aphididae. The transcript is spliced from 6 exons.